Messenger RNA from Paramecium primaurelia, 1548 nucleotides. Lineage: Eukaryota; Ciliophora; Oligohymenophorea; Peniculida; Parameciidae. The record is from the annotation of a GenBank genome assembly.
AUGGCUUCCUUCUUAAUAUGGACAAUUAUUUUUACAAUUUUGAUUGUAACAAUCACAUAAACUCAAAAAUAUAUUUAGGAUAAUCUAAAAUCAAUAUCAAAUGAAAUAUUUAUUAAAUAAACCUCAUAAUAGCUUGAUAACAUCUGGAUUUACAAAAAAAGCAUGGAAAGAAUGUUUUAAUUCACUAGAAAUUAGAUUUAUUCAACUAGAAGAAUUUAUAAAUACUUUGAUUAUUUAGAAAAUCAUUCUUAAGAAAAUCAUUCUUAAGAAAAUUUAUAUUUUGAAAAGCCUCAUAUGUGUUUAAACAAUUAAUCAGAAGUUGAUUCUUAUUGUUUCAAAUCUGCUACUACAUGUGGAAUAUUUGGUGUUCCAUUAAAUAAUAAUAAUUUAGAGAGAGAAGAAAGAAGUAUGAUUGCAUUAACAUUUAUUCUUACUUCAUUUAGAAUUGCUCUUGAUCACACAUAUUCUGCUCCUCUCUAUUACUUUCUUGAUAGCAAUUCACUAUUUUAUUGUAUUACAACUGGAAUACCUUUUCCUAAAAACUUCAUACCAAAUUAAAGAUCUUAUUAUAUUGAAUUUAAAUAAAAAAUAUCAAAUGAUUCAAUUUUGGAUAAUGUUUAUUUUGCAAGUCCAUAUCAAGUAGUAUCAGGUAUGAUUAAAAUACCUAUGAUGAUUUCUUUAGUUGAUAAUAAAGAUAAUAUAGUAGGUAUCAUUGCUAAAGAUAUAGAUUUUGGAUAUGCAUCAGUUGCAUCUAAUUUUAAUACUAAUACUACACUCUAUGUAAUAGAUAAUUAGGGCAAAAUAUUUUAUUCACUACUUUAUAAUUAGGUGAAUUUAUCAGUUUAUUAUUUUAAUGAUUCCAACAUUACUGGAUUCGAUACAAAUGAUUUUAUUUAAGUUAUGAAUAAUCAUAAUGGACUACCUUUUCAAAACAAUUGUCUUAAUUAAUAAAACAAUAAAAUUCUUUGCAGAUACAAUUCAAAGGUUAAGGAUAAUUUAAUAAUAAAAUCAACUUAAUUAGCCAAUUCUCCACUUAUCUUAAUUGUUCUUAUUGAAACUAAUACAGUUUAAUAAUAGAGUAAUGAUCACUUUAAUCUACAAAAAGAAUUGCAAGCAAUAGCAGUCUAAGAAACAAUAAUCAUAAUAUUUUGUAUACCAAUAGCAAUUAUUCUAAUAUCAUAAACAAUAAUUUAUUUAUUACUAAAACAAUUGAAUUUGCUAAUUAAUUUAGUUAAGUAAAAAGUGUACUAAAAUAAAAAAGAGUAUUAUUUUUCAUUUCUUAAUAAAAAAAGUCUUUUUCAAUCAGAAUCUGUAUCUGACUUGAUAAUUGCAUCGAAUAAACUAUUUACUUCUAUAAUAAGUGCUAAUAAAUCUGAUGAAUGUAAAUAAUAAGAAACUAUUAAAUAUCCAUAAUAUUUAUGUUCGCAUUAAAGAAUGAAAGCUCGAUUAACAUAUAUGAUUAGGUUUUAUUAUGAUUAACUAAAAGAUAAAUUAAAAGUUAAAGGAUUUGAAUUCAAAAAAAUCAUAAACUUUUAAAACUUAAAUUGA